CCGGGAACCCCGUGGAAAAGAAGGCAGAAAACCUUAACAAAGCUGGACUUUGAAAUCGAAUUAGCAAGGCUGCGUUGAAUGAGGGGAAAAUACACAUUACAUUCCGUUUCUUCCUUUGAUCUUUCAGGCACCAGGGAGUGCGAGGAGCAGCUGCUGUGACACCCCCGAUGUCCUGCGAGGCUCCCGCCGGGUCUGAGCGGCAUCAGCGGGGGAGCGCCGUGCCUGGGAGCUGCCGUGCUGCUGUGGGAAGAGCAUGAGUGUCUCAUGCCCGCCACCCGCCUUUCAGCUCUGUCACAGGAGCCGGCUGCGCUCCUGGCGCAUUCAGCAUUAGCGGAGCAGGCAUUCCUUCCGUGCGCUGUGCAGUUACUAAAAACAUGGGGCUCCAGUCGGUAAAGAACUGCCUUUGGCUGCCCUGCGUCCUCAGGACUCCGAAAGCUUGCUUCUGGAGCACAGCUGGUGGAGGCCUCAUUAUCCAGUCUGUUUCUAAUGAUGUUUACCAAAAUCUAGCAGUGGAAGAUUGGAUCCAUGACCACAUGGAUUUAGAGAAGCAACAGGUCCUUUUCCUUUGGAGAAAUUCCCCUGCCGUGGUAAUAGGCAGACAUCAGAAUCCCUGGCAGGAAUGCAACCUCAGGCUGUUGAGGCAAAAAAAUAUAAAACUAGCCAGGAGAAGAAGUGGAGGAGGAACAGUUUACCAUGACUUAGGCAAUAUCAAUUUGACUUUCUUUACAACCAGAAAAAAAUAUGAACGAAUGGAAAACCUGAAGCUCGUUGUGAAGGCUCUGAAAGCCUUGCGACCCCAGUUAGAUGUACAUGUCACUGACAGGUAUGACAUCUUGCUAGACAGGCAAUACAAAAUCUCAGGCACUGCUGCUAAGCUGGGAAGGACAAGUGCUUAUCACCACUGUACCUUACUCUGUAAUGCAGAUAAGUUUGUUUUAUCUUCUGUGCUAAAAAGUCCUUUUAAAGGGUUAAAGAGCAAUGCCACUCCUAGUGUGCCUGCCUUGGUGAAAAAUCUCUUUGAAGAGGAUACUAGUUUAACUUCUGAGAUGCUCCUGGAUGCCAUUGCUAAAGAAUAUGCUAUGCAGCACCAGAUAGAUCACCAUAUCACCUUAAUAAAUCCAGCUGAUGAGACUCUGCUUCCUGGAAUUAGUGACAAAACUAAAGAACUACAAACCUGGGAAUGGGUGUAUGGAAAGACACCAAAGUUCAGCAUCAGCACAUGUCUUAACAUGGUCUAUAAAGAUUCUGUUCUUGAUGUUAAAGUAAAUAUGGAUGUAAAGCGUGGAAGGAUUGAAGUCUGUAACAUUGAUCUGCCAGAGCAGUGGCUGCCACCAGGACUGUACAGUGAACUGGUCAAGAGUCUUACUGGCAGUAAGUUUUGCCCAAACGAAAUCACUGCACUAGUGACAGCAUUGCUAAGAGUGUGUCCACAAGAUGAUGAGUUGCACAGCAGGUGGAGUCUACUGUGUGAGAAUAUGAUAAGAUUAAUGUGACUUGCAUUUUGAAAAUGUAAGUUAAAUUUCUGCUGCUUUUUUAUUUAAUGUAUUGAAAACAAAAUUAAAACAAUCACUAGUAAGAGAAAAAUUCAGCUUGUAGAAAACAAACUGUUCAAUCUUGUGCUUUUAUUUAAUAUUACAAUUAAAUUUCACACUGCAUGCACCUGAUGUUCCUAAACUGUAGGAUUGAAACCACUGCUGACAAGACAUCAUUGCUGCUUGAACCAGGGAAAGUGGUGGGGACAUCCCAAACUGGCCCUGUAGCAGAGAAGGUACAAAUGGCUGACACAGAUGGGAUGGGGUAGGUGUAAAACUGGUGGUGUGCUGCUGCACUGGAUGCCCCAGCCUGCAUCCUGCUCCUUGUGGACAGUAGCCCAAAGGCUGUGUCACAGCCCCUGAGCUGUGUGGAGAGGGAUGUUCCCUGGUUUCUGAUUCAGAGUCCCUUCUUGCAGAGUGCUGUGCCUCUGCUGUACAAGCACUGCAGUGAGCUCAGCUCAGCCCUGGGUAGUGAAUCACUGCAAGUGCAGCCUGGGUUAGGGCUUUUGUCCAUGUGCAAGAGCAGGGGAAGACAGGAAGUUCAGUGUGGGGGUUUAUGUGAUGAGGACGGAGGAGGCUAACUGGGAGGCCACACGUGCCUCCUCUGUUCUUGUGCCUGGCACAAACUGGGAGUCCCUGCUGCCCUGGGUACUGCUAUCAAAGCUGAACACUUGAAAAUGCAAAUACAGAUCUAGGAGAGUUUCCUUAUGUUACCACCUAGCAGAUUUUCCCAUAAAAGGCAACAAUGAACUGAAAGUGACAGUUUUAUUGUUAAAUAAUAGCUCUAUAUAUAGUAAAAUUAUGGAAAAAAGGCUCAAGAUGUAUUUCAGUUUUUGAAGGAAAAGUGAAAUGCAAUUUUGACUAGGUCAGAACAGAUACCUGAAAGGAGGCUGUGGCCAGGUGAGGUUCAGGCUCUUCUCCCAGGUAACCAGUGACAGGGCAAGAGGACACAGCCUCAAGCAGCACCAGGGGAAGUUUAGGCUGGGCAUUAGGAAAUAACUGUUCACAGAAAGAGUGACUGGGCAUUGGAAUGGCUGCCCAGGGAGGGAGUGGAGUCACCUUCCCUGGAGGUGUUUAAGAAGACAGGAUGUGGCACAAAGUGCCAUGCUCUAGUUGACAAGGUGAUGCUAGGUCACAGGUUGGACUCGAUGAUCUCAAAGGUCUUCUCCAGCCUAGUUAAUUCUGUGAUCCUCUAUGUUUGAAAUUGCCAUACUAGGUUAAAAGACACAAAGCUUCACACACAGGAAAUUACUGUGUUUACAGUGAGACUUCUCCAGAAUGUGGCUGGAUCUCUGAGGCAUUACGCAGCUUCCUUGAAUUUCCUGGUGUGAAGAAAUCAAAAGAUGACUGAAGCUACAAAUAAUAAAAAAUAACCUUUAUUCCCAUUAAAAAUAGGCAUAUAUUAUACACAACUGAAUAAAAUUCACAAGUGACUAGAAACUUCAUAUCACAGCAGCAAACCAGGAAGCUCCUAUGGAAUGUUUGGGGGAAUGACUAAUAGCACACAGCUCUGUGGCACAUAUAUUUUCAUUUUGCUGACGCAACACUGCAAAGCUGAAACAUUAUUAUGAGAAAGGAUAAAGAAGGCAGACCACUGGCUAAUUGUGACCCAGAAAACAAGGGAAAGACCAGCUCCAUUUCCUAUUGAUUGCUGUGGAAUAGAUUUGUUAUUAGAAAAAAGAGGAAAAGAAUAGCAGCAUUAGAUGACAGAAGAUGAAAUAAUAAAGUACAUUAAGGGGAAAAAAACCCCAUAAUGGAAUACACCAACCAUCAAGAAAAAUAAAUACAGGAAACAAAAAAAAGUUCUAGCAAUAAACAUGCUACUAGAAUAUAAAGGCCUAUUGUAUUACAAGGCAGAAAGUGUAAGGCACGUGUCAGUCCUGAGGCUGAAAAGAUUUUGAUGGGACCUGAAAAAGAGGCCACUGCCUGUUUUUUAUGUCAGAUUGUAUGACUUAGGCAGAUUCUUGCUAACAAAGAACUCUUGUAUAAGGAAAAAAAAAAAGGCAGCACCUCUGGUAAUACCUUCUAGUUUCCAAAGGCUGAAGGAAUGACAAGGGAAGACUUUAUUCUAAAUAUAGCAUAUUGCUAAGAAUUGCGGAAUAUUUUGAGUUGAGGGACUUGGUAUAUUUUGAGGAACCCACAAGGAUCAAGUCCAGCUCUUAAGUGAAUGGCCCUUACAGGG
Zonotrichia albicollis (white-throated sparrow) is the source of this 3714-nucleotide messenger RNA. The record is from RefSeq and is a predicted model, not a curated record. NCBI's taxonomy places the organism in Eukaryota, Metazoa, Chordata, Aves, Passeriformes, Passerellidae.